Messenger RNA from Fulmarus glacialis (Northern fulmar), 2094 nucleotides. RefSeq names its product ubiquitin specific peptidase 10 (gene USP10). The transcript is spliced from 11 exons. Gene Ontology annotation, cellular component: early endosome; cytosol; nucleus. The annotation marks the transcript as partial. Gene Ontology annotation, molecular function: cysteine-type endopeptidase activity; cysteine-type deubiquitinase activity. Gene Ontology annotation, biological process: regulation of autophagy; protein deubiquitination; DNA damage response, signal transduction by p53 class mediator. Lineage: Eukaryota; Metazoa; Chordata; Aves; Procellariiformes; Procellariidae. The record is from RefSeq and is a predicted model, not a curated record.
AUGACAAGCAGCUUACCUCCGAGCAAAUCACCGUCUCUUGCCUGCGUUAGGACUGACCGUAAGCAGUCUGUAUCUGAAACCCACUUUUCCCUUGGAGCUUGUGUGGUGAAGUCCCAGUCUGUUAUCUAUGAUUGGGACUUCGAAUAUAUUUUUGGGGAGUUCAGCCCUGAUGAAUUUAAUCAGUUCUUUGUGACUCCACGAUGCUCUGUUGAGCUCCCCCCAUACAAUGAAACAGUUUCAUGUGGUAUUAAGUCCACGGGGGAAGAGUAUCAGAGAAUUGAAUUUGGUGUUAAUGAAGUUAUUGAGACACAGUCAUCUGUACUAAAUAACACCGACUACAGUAUUUCAAGUACUCUGAAUCCUCAGGCUCCAGAAUUCAUUCUCAGCUGUGCACCUGCUCAGAAAACCCCUGAUGACAGUCUCAGUGAAACAAACUACAAUUCCAUUGACUGCCAGUUCACUGAUCCAACCCUCGCUUUGGACAGCGGUUCUAACGCUGAAAACGAUGGCUUGUCUGGAGGCCUUGGGCAAAGGGAGCGUAAAAAGAAGAAAAAAAGACCGCCUGGAUACUACAGUUACUUGGAAGAUGUCAGUGACGGCAUUGCUCCAACAGAAGCUCUUGUAAAUGGCCAUGCAAAUUCAUCGGGACUAAACAGUAUAAGCACGGAGGAUACGGAACUGACGGGAGACAUACCCUCCCUGGCCACACCAAGGACUUGCAACAGCCCGGACAAUUCUGUGGACUUCAUUAAUGAAGCUGUCUCUGAUGAUUCUGUUUCUAGCGCACUAGACAAUACCAGGACUGCAGGGCAGCCUGAGGUAUGCUGUGUUACUAAUUCUGAACAGUUUUGCAUCCCCUCAGAGACUGGCAGAGGUAGCCCCUUAAGGACAGCUGUUGUACAGUCUUAUGCUGGUACUGAUACUACUGAAAAUCUUGGCGUUACUAAUGGACAAACACUUGAAUCCUCUGGUGAGGACACAGCUGCCAAUGGGGUAGAAUUGCACACUGUGGAAAGCACUGACUCAGAUCAAGCUAAGCCUGAGGAAGCUUCACCUACUACUGAGGCAACAGUCCCGGUUGCAGGAUCAGUCCCUGUUAAUCAGCCUGCAAAAUCGUGGGCUAGUCUUUUUCACAAUUCCAAGCCCUCUGCUUCCACAUCUGUGGUCUAUGUUGAGACUAAGUAUACCCCUCCUGCCACAUCUACUCUGGUCCCUGAAAAACAGGUUGAAGUCAAAGAGGGACCUGUUCCAGUUUCAGAGGAUCCUGUAGCCAUAAAGAUUGCAGAAAUACUGGAAAAUGUAAGACUAAUACAUAAACCAGUGUCUUUGCAACCGCGAGGGCUGAUCAACAAAGGAAACUGGUGCUACAUCAAUGCUACCCUGCAAGCCUUGGUUGCUUGCCCUCCAAUGUAUCAUUUAAUGAAGUCCAUUCCAAUGUAUUCAAAAUCACAGCGGCCGUGUACUUCAACACCAAUGAUAGACAGUUUUGUUCGUUUAAUGAAUGAGUUCACUAAUAUGCCUGUACCUCCUAAAGCAAAACAAGCUUUAGGCGAUAAAAUUGUGAGAGACAUCCGACCAGGAGCUGCCUUUGAACCUACAUACAUUUAUAGACUUUUGACGGUUAUAAAGUCAAGUCUGUCAGAAAAGGGCAGGCAAGAAGAUGCUGAAGAAUACUUGGGAUUUAUCCUCAAUGGACUACAUGAAGAAAUGCUGACCCUGAAGAAACUUCUCUCUCCACAUAAUGAAAAACUCUCAGUUUCCAAUGGCCCUGAGGCUCAGACUGUUCAUGAAGAAGAGGAGCAAGAUGAACAAGGGGAAGGCAGUGAGGAUGAAUGGGAGCAAGUGGGACCUCGCAACAAAUCAUCAGUCACUCGACAGGCUGACUUUGUUCAGACUCCAAUUACUGAUAUUUUUGGUGGUCAUAUAAGAUCUGUUGUUUACCAGCAGAGUUCUAAGGAGUCUGCUACACUGCAACCUUUCUUCACCCUGCAACUGGAUAUCCAGUCAGACAAGAUACGUACAGUUCAGGAUGCAUUGGAAAGUUUGGUGGCAAGAGAGUCUGUCCAGGGUUAUACCACAAAAACCAAGCAAGAG